Molecule: messenger RNA, 231 nt
Organism: Talaromyces stipitatus ATCC 10500
Lineage: Eukaryota; Fungi; Ascomycota; Eurotiomycetes; Eurotiales; Trichocomaceae
Exons: 4
Coding region: 1-231 (76 amino acids)
Biological process (GO): protein N-linked glycosylation
Source: RefSeq, a predicted model, not a curated record
AUGUCUUUAAAUACUCUCUGGGAGACGUCCAAAGCUCCGUAUUACCCCAUUGUCGCAAAGGAGGGCCAGUUCACAGUUGGCUUUGCUUUGCUAUUCAUCGCUCUUCUUCUUACUGGUCUUUUCGGUUUGAAUCGGACAUUUCUGAACAUACCUCUUCUCGGUGUCCCGGCGUCUCUUGCAUUCGGUUUCGGAGCUGUGUUCAUGAUUUGUGCCGUUGGUGUCUACGUUUAA